Prorocentrum cordatum is the source of this 1456-nucleotide messenger RNA. NCBI's taxonomy places the organism in Eukaryota, Dinophyceae, Prorocentrales, Prorocentraceae. The record is from the annotation of a GenBank genome assembly.
AGCCACUUCGGCUCAGUCUGUCGCGGAUCAGCAACAGCUGCGCCAUGAGUUCUGCGCAGCCGUACGCGCGCAUGUCUGCGCAGCCGUACGCGCGUCUGGAGUGCGGAGGCCCACGGCAACGUAUCCGUACUGUUCAUUGGCGAUCGUUGGCAAUCAUAUCCCUGAUUAUCGGUUGCUGCAUUAUUGGCGCUGCUUCUGAGCGGUGGAAUGCCAUCGAUUGUGCGCCCCCGAAUGCCGUCGGCUACAUCAGCGACCAGGCUUUGGUCGAUCCGAGAUAUGUGGAGUAACGUGAGUCAUGCAGUUGAGCAGAUCAAGAGCAGCUCAGUGGUGAAGCAGGCCUUGAAUGAAUCGGCGGGGGCAGCGCAGCAACUCGUGAAUAAGUCGUGCGAGGAAGCGGAGCAGCUCAAGAACAGCCCAGUGGUAAAACAGGCCUUGAACGAAUCGGCGGGGGCAGCGCAGCAGUUCGUGAAGAAGGCGGCUGGGGAAGCGGAGCAGCUCAAGAACAGCUCAAUUGUAAAGGAGGCCUCGAAUGAUGCGGCAUGGGCAGCGGAACAGCUGAAGAAGAAAGUGGCCGAGGAAGCAGAGCAGCUCAAGUACAGCUCAGCGGUGGUGGAGGCCUUGAAUGACUCGGCAUGGGCAGCACAGCAGCUCGCGAACAAGUCGGCCGAGGGAGCGGAGCAGCUCAUGAACAGUUCGGCGGUGAAGCAGCUCGUCAACAGCUCCGCCUUCGUUGCUCCUCCUCAGUGUCUCAACGCGAUGGAGAUCGCGGCUGCCAUCGCGGCGGGCGUAGCUGUGGCCCCCGUGCUGCUCGAGGCCGUUGGCUUCUCGGGCGAAGGGGUGGCGGCCGAGUCGUUGGCGUCGGCCUGGCAGGGCAGCUUGGGCAACGUCGCCAAGGGCAGCGCGUUCGCCCUCUUGCAGUCAGCGGGCGCGACGGGCUACGUCUGGAAGAACUCGCUAACGUUGACGGGCGCCUCUGCGUUCUUGGCAUCCGCGUUCUGCGGCGCGCUGUUUGGCGAGGCCCGCGCCCGCGAUGAUCGAUCGAGGCCUGCCGGCGGCUAAUCUGCCAGCGCUCGUUCGCCGCCAAGACGCCGCGCGGGUGGGGCAACCUGAUGAUGGCCCGAAACAGUUCAUUCAUGCAACGCGUAUGAAACCCUGCGUGAGAUCCCUAUACAUACACUCAUGCACAUUCCAACUCAUUCACAGUUUGGUUCGCUCCCAGCCUGUGUCAAUUUUCAAGCCCGCUUAGAUUCGAAAGCUUUUGCGCCUAGGCACUAGAGGCAUUAAGGUCCAUGCAGUUCGAUGCACAUGUGGGGAGCUCCACGUAGUGAAUGACUUUAGUCGCGCGCUUGGCUUGUUUUUGAUCGUCACAAGCUGACAUCACGCCAGGUGUACAUUUGCCUAGGCGUGUCCUGGCUUAGCGCCUCGCGACGGUCCCAUCACCUUGCCGCUGGAGGAA